GGCAGCCGCGAUGGCAGGGCAGGAGUUGCAGCGAUGCCAGCAGCAGGCCGAUGAGGUGACAGAAAUCAUGCUCAAAAACUUCGACAAGGUCCUGGAACGCGAUGGGAAACUGUCUGAACUGGAGCAGCGCUCAGAUCAACUCCUGGACAUGAGUUCAGCCUUCAGCAAGACAACCAAGACGCUGGCCCAGAAGAAGAGCCAGGAGAACAACCGCUGUCGGAUCAUCUUGGGGCUGGUGGUGGGCGGUGGCCUUCUCCUUAUCUUGAUUGUGUUGCUGGUGGUCUUUAUCCCACAGAAAAGUGACUAGAGCCACUCCCCAUAGACCCAGAACACAGGUGCCAGAGACUGAAGCAGCCGUGCCUGGAGCAGAGACUGAACGGCCACACUGACUGGUUCUAGGUUCCAGCAAGUCUUGGUGUUUGCUACAGCUGAGCUUCUCCAGUGGGAGCUGAGGGCAGCCCCCAUUGUGUGCACCUUUGCAUCUCUCAUCAUACCACAGAAGUACCCCUGAGGGGAGCCCUCUGUACUGUCAUGCCUGCUGUGUCUGAAGCUCAGUAAAAACUGCUGUUUGGUUAAAAGCUGUUGGA
Suncus etruscus (white-toothed pygmy shrew) is the source of this 587-nucleotide messenger RNA. It is a transcript of the gene VAMP5, whose product is annotated as vesicle associated membrane protein 5. NCBI's taxonomy places the organism in Eukaryota, Metazoa, Chordata, Mammalia, Eulipotyphla, Soricidae. Gene Ontology annotation, cellular component: plasma membrane. Gene Ontology annotation, biological process: Golgi to plasma membrane protein transport. Bases 11 to 307 code for a protein of 98 amino acids. The record is from RefSeq and is a predicted model, not a curated record. The transcript has 3 exons.